AUGCCUCUCCUAGCUCUGACCAAGGGACAAAAGAAGGCAGCGAAGAGAGCUGCCAAGAGACAAGGUGCAUCAGCUACUAAGGAGGUUGCUCCGAGUAACGUGGAGUAUACACUAGUCGAUACUAUCGAGCCUGAGCGGUUCGACGCGCCCGCCAUUCCACUCAUACCUACCCAGGACAGCGCAACAUCGACACGGGAUGAUGGUGUUUCUACUCCUCAGCCCUCCAGCUUUAUGUCUUCUGAAGACAUCGACGCUGCUUCAUCUACCUCAACUGCCUUACAGCAGCUACCACCAUCGAGCACUGAUGUCACUGGGUGUCAAUCCUCAGGUCCUUCGCCUACGUUGUCCGCACUGCCUUUAGAGUCCCUGGGUAGCUUCAACGAUAGCUUCACCUUCGAAGCUCGCACUGGCGUUGCCACGUUUGGUGAACGCUCAAACAUCACUGACGUUUUCAACAACGAGUAUGGAUCUUCUUUCCCCCAGGAUGUUGAGGACAUUGAGGAUGAAAGUCCAACUUUAUUGGCUUUCAGCGAAGCCUUCGUGAAAGAGCUAGGUAGUCCUACGUUUACGACCGCCGCAGCAUCGAGCAAGGCUUUUGAGGAAGCCUUGUCACGAAAGCCGGAUGCGACAGGGGCAUCAAUCUUCACGCGGCUCGAGGACGCCACUAUUGACGACGCCCCAGCAUCUGUAUGCACAUCCAAGUUUCCAUUCACGGCUGCUGAUAUCCAGAAAAAGACGAAAGCACCGUCGGAGGAUACACAUCAGGAGCGGGCGCUUGUGCCGUACUACACACCCAAGCAAAUUGGCCGUGCUAUAUACCACGAAGUGGAUCAAGGUCUCGACGAGACCAGCACCAAUCUUUCACUUGGAAAUAUAUUUCCUUGUCGAAUAUUCUUAGCGAGCACGGGUGGUGUGAUCCAAUGUAUCGCCUACGACCAACUUCUACAUGAUGUCGAUACUAUCAAGGAUGACGGCGGGUCAGACUUUGAUUCGGUCGCUUCUCCAAGCAAGGGUUACCUCGAGCCCUUCAGUAGAGCACAUGACAAGACCUCCGAGAGUAUUGACAGUCGCAUCGAAGACGCCCAGUCAGACCUCGGCAUCCCCGAAAGGCUUCACGAUGUGAACAACGCGGGUUUAGAGGGUUCCGAAGUAUCCGACUUGUGUGAUCGCGAAGAGCUCUCGAGCCAUACGGAAGGUUCGAAUUUCGGUUCGGACGAUGCUGCAUCGGUCAGUACUGAGAAGUGCGAAGUUGUUGCGACGCAGCAAGGAAGUCCCCAAUCAACCACACGCUCAGGCAGCAAAGAAGAGCUUUGCGACACAGCACUGAACGAUCUCUCCAAUGGAGAGCUUGCGGAGAAAGUGGUGACUAGUCCUCAAGUUCAAGCAGCUUCCAACGGUGGUCCCGAUGUGAGUAUAAUACGUCUCGGUACGGAGCUCCUCUCCUCUUACCUUGAAGUCAUGGAGGCCGAGGAAAGCGGAAAGGUUACUCGAGACGCCGUGGUCACCGCGUUCCUGAAGCUUGUCAACAUCGAGCGAAAGAAGCGAGGGUUUCAUGCUCUACCGUCUUUAUACACAGCACAUAGUGUGCUGAGCAGUAGCAUUCUUCAGCACACAGUAAAGCUUGGUACAACAACUGUUGCGUCUUUUGUUGCUCAGUUGAGCUUCGAUGAGAAAGACGAGGUCGAGAUGGGCGAUGUGUGUGCGGCUUGGGAUCGAUUGGGCCGUGAGGAAGUGGGACAGCAACCGAUGGCUUCUGAAGGCAUCAUGGCUACGUUAGGCAGGGCUUUGGGUAGGCUCGGUGGUUCGUAUCUUGAGAAGUGA
Messenger RNA from Alternaria triticimaculans, 1821 nucleotides. RefSeq lists its product as uncharacterized. Bases 1 to 1821 code for a protein of 606 amino acids. The record is from RefSeq and is a predicted model, not a curated record. NCBI's taxonomy places the organism in Eukaryota, Fungi, Ascomycota, Dothideomycetes, Pleosporales, Pleosporaceae. The transcript has a single exon.